GUGUGUGUGUGAGAGAGAAUGUGUGUUUAUUGGGAAUAUGAAUGUCAUCAUCAGGAGAUCAGAUACACUUGUGUCAUGAAGAGAGCACGCCUCCAUCACAACAGUAAGAAAAAGAGAGAGUGAGCAAGCAGAGAGAGAGAGAGAGAGAGAGAGAGAGAGAGAGAGAGAGAGAGAGAGAGAGAGAGAAUGGGAGGGAGAGAGGAGAGAAGAGGAGUUAAAGGGAUCUGGAAAGAUUUCAGAAACAGUGAGUGUGAUGGAUCCUCAGUAAGCUGCAGUUCCGGUUAAAGAGAGGAAGAGAGAGGAAGAGAGAGAGAGAGAGAGAGAGAGAGAGAAAAUGAUAGAUAGAGGGUGGGAGUCCACGUGAACAGGACCUUUGUGCAAGUGUGUCUGUGUGUGUGUAUAUGUAGCUUGUGUGUCACUGCGAGAGGUGUGCUGUGCUGUCAGUGCUGCGACGCUACACUCUCUCUCUCUCUCACACACACAUUCACACUCUCAUUCGCUCACACACACUACACACACACACACACACACACACACACUAUUUGCCUGAUGCUCUAUGGAGCCGGUGGACUCCAGGAUGGAUGGUGCGCUCUGAGUCUGAGGACGCAAACACGCUCAUGCUUGACUCGCUCCCUGCUGAUUCCAUUACACCAUAGGACAGUACACGCAUUCUCUCUCUCUCAAACACACACACACAGGUUUUUGCAAGCAAUGGACUCACUCUCCAGCGACGUGGACGGACUGGAGAACAACUCCAUGAAGUACAGCAGGAAUGAGCAGACGGAGAAAAUGUGGCUCCGGCUCAGAGGAAUGCAGAAGUACAAAACGACCUCUCAGCGGCUGAGAUGUCUAGUGAAGCAGCUGGAUAAGGGCGAGGUGAAUGUUGUGGAUCUCAGGAAGAACAUUGAAUAUGCCGCCUCAGUGCUGGAAGCGGUCUACAUUGAUGAAACGAGACGCCUGCUGGAUACUGAGGAUGAGCUCAGCGAUAUCCAGGCGGACUCUGUGCCUAUGGAGGUGCGAGACUGGCUGGCGUCUACUUUCACCCGAAAGAUGGGCGUUGUGCGACGGAGGCCUGAGGAGAAGCCGCGGUUUCGCAGCAUCGUUCAUGCUGUACAGGCUGGAAUCUUUGUUGAGAGGAUGUACAGGAGGACGUCAAACAUGGCCGGGCUGACAUAUCCACCAGCUGUGAUCCUUGCUCUAAAGGACGUUGAUAAAUGGUCAUUUGAUGUCUUCACGCUUCACGAGGCAAGCAGCGAACACGCGCUGAAGUUCCUGGUUUAUGAGCUGCUUACCAGAUACGACCUGAUCAACCGCUUCAGGAUACCUGUGUCUUCUCUGGUGGCAUUUGUGGAGGCUUUAGAGGUUGGCUACAGCAAGCACAAAAAUCCUUACCACAACCUGACCCACGCUGCUGAUGUUACCCAAACCGCACACUAUCUGAUGCUCCACACUGGUAUUAUGCACUGGCUCACCGAACUGGAAAUAUUAGCCAUGGUGUUUGCUGCUGCUAUUCACGACUUUGAACACACUGGGACAACCAACAACUUCCACAUUCAGACCAGGUCAGAAGUGGCCAUCCUCUAUAACGACCGCUCGGUCCUAGAGAACCAUCAUGUGAGUGCUGCAUACAGACUCAUGCAGGAGGAUGAGAUGAAUAUCCUUAUCAACCUGUCGAAAGAUGAUUGGAGAGAGUUGCGCACACUGGUGGUCGAGAUGGUCAUGAGUACAGAUAUGUCCUGCCAUUUUCAGCAGAUUAAAACAAUGAGGAACUCACUGCAACAGCCAGAGGGGAUAGACAAGCCCAAAGCUCUGUCCCUAAUGCUGCAUGCAGCGGACAUUAGCCACCCGGCCAAAGGCUGGAACCUGCACUACCGCUGGACUCAGGCUCUGAUGGAGGAGUUCUUCAGACAAGGUGAUAAAGAGGCAGAGUUGGGCCUGCCAUUCUCUCCACUGUGUGAUCGUAAAGCCACCAUGAUUGCCCAGUCCCAGAUAGGCUUCAUUGAUUUCAUCGUGGAGCCCACGUUCUCUGUGCUUGUGGACACCACAGAGAAGAUCAUCACUCCUCUCAUAGAGGAAGCUUUAAAGUCAGGCGGCAUGCGCAGGGCGAGUUUAACAGGACGAGGUUCAGCUGCUGUGGUCGAGUCGGUCCAGAGACACAGCGAGCGUGACUCUGUGGCCACUGAUUACUCGCUCGCCGGCAUCGAGCUCAAACGCGUCCGACACACACUCUCUGAGAUCAUCCAGAGCAACAAGGACCGCUGGAAGGAGCUGUCUGUUCAAGAACUGGCCAGUAAGGAGCUGGAGCAACGGUCCGAGCGUGAAGCUCUGUCACAUAAAUCCGACGUCACUCUGAUUUGCAGCAGUCGUGAUUCUGAGUCAAAGUCCCUCAAUGAAGUGAACAACACUGACUCACUUCAUUCGUCCCAGGACUCUUUAGAGCAAAGUGGGGCAUCACACAGCGCCGACCCGACCGAUGCCAGUCCAGACGCCAGUCCAGACGCCAGCCCCGAUGCCGAUCAGCCGUUACCGUGGAAUGGCAAAACCGCUUGAAAUGGGGUGAAAAAAACAUCCCAGACAUCACAAGCUCUUACACUGUGUGUGUACUGUGGUCUAAACCUCAUAACCCUGUAUGGGUGCUGUACAUAGCACUGUGGCCAUCUUAUCAUAAUGCUACUGUUUUCUCCGCUCCUCGGGAAGAGGAGGGGGUCAAGCUGACUGAUGCUUCCAUGACACCGAGCAUUGCCAUGGGAUGCUGCGUUGUCAUGGCAGCUUUGUUUCUUUCGCAAGGAGACAGAGCUCAGAUGAAAGCUCUGGGUGUCCAAAAAAUAUAAUAAUAAUGCAACACUGCCUCUUCACCUGCGUUUUCUUUUCUUUUUUUUCUUUUUUUUUGUAAAUUGGCUUUUGUUUCGUUUUCUAGUCAUUUGUAUUAGUAAUUUAUUAAAGAUUGUUCUGCUUCCCUUUAA
Messenger RNA from Silurus meridionalis, 2963 nucleotides. It is a transcript of the gene pde1a, whose product is annotated as phosphodiesterase 1A, calmodulin-dependent. Gene Ontology annotation, biological process: signal transduction. The record is from RefSeq and is a predicted model, not a curated record. The transcript has 15 exons. Bases 550 to 2550 code for a protein of 666 amino acids. Gene Ontology annotation, molecular function: 3',5'-cyclic-nucleotide phosphodiesterase activity. NCBI's taxonomy places the organism in Eukaryota, Metazoa, Chordata, Actinopteri, Siluriformes, Siluridae.